UUCGCGAUUGUCCGCAACCAAUGUAGAUUAUCGCGAGAAUCGCCAGUUAGUCGCUCUUCGAUCAUGGUUUCGUUCACAGUUGGAUUUGCUGCCAUCCUGACGGCAGCGCUCUUAUCAGCAUCCGAAGGCGCGGACACCUGUGGACAGAAGAAAAUAAUUGCGCAGGAGUUCAUCUCGAAUGGAUACAAAGCCUUGGCCGGUGCAUGGCCCUGGCACGGAGCGUUGUUCAUCAGGAACCAGCGAAGCCACGAGUAUGCCUGCGGAGUAACGAUCCUUACGGAGGAGUUCGUUAUUACGGCUGCUCAUUGUACGCUUGAUCCGAAUGAAGGUCAGCGACUUCCGGCAAGCCGAGUGUUCAUCAAAGUUGGACAGAAUAAUCUGGAUGCAACGGAAAAAUACGCCCAACAGCACAACAUCGACAGAAUCAUUCGCCAUGACGGCUAUGACGUAAGAACGUUCGAAGACGAUAUUGCCUUGAUGAAAUUGUACACGGAAAUAACGUUCAAUAGCGCAGUUCAGCCGAUUUGUCUUUGGCAGGGAGAUUCCUCGCUGAGUAAGGUCGUUGGAAAGAUUGGUCACAUUGUUGGAUGGGGCCGAAAUGAGCUAUUCGGGUUACCAAAAGAUUUAUACGAAGCUACAGUUCCUAUCAUCUCGAAACAGGACUGCAUCGAUAGUGAUCCAGCCCAUUACGACAAAUUUUAUCACGGAACAAAAACGUUCUGCGCCGGUUACGCCAACGGAACUUCUGCCGGGCAAGGAGAUAGUGGUGGUGGUCUUUUUCUACGUAUUGGCAAUCACUGGCUUCUGCGCGGUAUCGUCAGUAAUGGUAAAGUUGAUCCCAGUACAUUGGCCAUCAACAGUAAAAGCUACGUUACGUUCACCGAUGUCUCCAACUACUUGCCAUGGAUUGCAUCGUUCGUGCAGAUUACAACGACCGUAAAAAUCGAUUCAGUUUCCACCGAUCCUGUUGAGAAGCCCACCGAUAGAAAUGGCGGCCUUGCUAACCUGCUGGACAUUGCCGAUUGCGGGAAGGAUUCCUACCCAUUGGGGACUCCUGAAGAGUUAAAACGAUCGCUGAACCAAUACCCCUGGUUGGCGAUUAUAGAAUUUAUCAACCUUAAUACACGCGCACUUGAAGAUUUUUGCCACGGAGUGUUGAUACACCCGAAAUUCCUCCUAACUGCAGCCCACUGUGUGCAACGGAAACGUGAAUCAUCCAUUCGCAAUGUUCGGCUCAACGAUUACCGGUUGGAUACGAUAACGGACAUUUUCGAAGUGAAUGGCCAAACAAUUCGUACCACGGCCGAUCGAAUCGCCGUCAAGGGUAUUUCCGUUCAUCCACGCUACAACGAUCCCAAAUUUACCAACAACAUUGCCUUGGUAAAGCUUGGGGCUGCUGCAACUCAGAACCCAAUCUGCCUGCCCCUAAGAGGAUCCACACUGCCAUCGGAUAAAUCGUUCAACAUCAUUGGAUGGAAGAAAAGUUCCCGCGCGGAGAAGCCGCUGAUCCGGAAUGUGGUAUCGCUGGCCCAGUUCGAUGGCUGCAGGCAAAAGUACGCAGGAACCAACAUCCAGCUGGACACAACCGGAGGACAGGUGUGUAGCACCUACAACCACGAUGAUGACGAUAGCAGCUGCUCGCACUACAUGGGAUCGGCGCCGUUCCAGUACGUUAAGAAUGGACCGUUGAAGGGCCGAUACUUUUUGGCGGCGAUUUCCAGCUUCGGUCAUACCAACUGCAGGCGAGACGAUUUCUCCGAUGUGUUCACCAAUGUGGCUCACUAUGCCGAUUGGAUUCGUGAAAAGGUGAAAGCCAACGAAUGAUGAAACUGGCCAAAAAGCUUAACUAUUGUGACUAAGUUAGUAGAAAAUGGGAUUUAAAUGAGAUUAUUAUAAAAAUGAUAAAUUAAAAACGAACUCUCAAAUA
This is a messenger RNA of Uranotaenia lowii, 1927 nucleotides long. RefSeq names its product polyserase-2-like. Gene Ontology annotation, molecular function: serine-type endopeptidase activity. Bases 64 to 1824 code for a protein of 586 amino acids. Gene Ontology annotation, biological process: proteolysis. The transcript has 3 exons. The record is from RefSeq and is a predicted model, not a curated record. NCBI's taxonomy places the organism in Eukaryota, Metazoa, Arthropoda, Insecta, Diptera, Culicidae.